AUAGAACCUUGUCUAAAUAACACCCACGUAACUUAAUUUGGAAAUUCGCCGCGUCAUUUAAAAAUAGAAAGUAUAGCAAGCAAAAAUGCAAGAGAUCAUUUAUCAUUUAUUAUCAUUCAUUUAUUAAUAUAAAUCAUUUAUUAUUUAUUGAAAUAUUGAUGAAUAAUCCCCAAAAAAUUGUUAAAAUAACUUAAUAACUUUUUGUUUGUUAAUUUAUUGCAUUAAUUCUUGGAGUUGGCAACACUGACUGAUGGCGGCAGGCAGGCAACAUUGUUCCACAUUUUUAAUACAGUUUAUCAGUGUAUUUGUUUAAGUUUAUUUCAACUUAAAAAGUAAAUUUUAGAUUAUUUUUAAUAAUAAAGAAUGCAAUUAUAAUGUUCUAACCUAAAAUGAUUUUAGUUAAUUAGUGUCCUUCUCAGGUGAGUUAAUGUGAUAAAUAUAAGUACUACAACAUUAUUUUAUGACCAACUUUUGCAAUGUCAUUUUUGCAAUGAGUAAAAUAAACUUUUUGUUUCUGAACAAAACACAUAACGUAAUCCAUUGGACACGUAGUUAUUAAUUGGCAAGUUGUUGAUUGAUUUUUUUUUCUGAAGGAUUUUAUGUGAUUAUUGAGAAACAUCAUGACGUAAUUUUUUUGUUUAAUUAAUAAUUUAAUUAAUGUAUAUAGUAUUCUAAAAUAAAUAAAUGUAAACUACAAUUUCGUUAGUCAUGCAACGUUGGUUUUUUUUAGAAGAUCGGAAAAAGACCAGGAUUAAGCCCCCUAAAAAAAUGUCCCUGGAUGUGCCACCACCGGUCAGGGAAAUAACAUCUCAAGAAUGGAUAUUUACAGUGUCUGUACCAGCUCUACGACCAGAAGAAAAAGUCGUAAUUACAGGCAGUACACAAGAAUUAGGUGAAUGGGAUUAUACUAAAGUUGUUGUUAUGGAAUCUCAGUUAGGGACCGAUUGUUGGACAAAAACUUUGGAGAUACCAAAUACUUGUGAUAUAUAUUAUCGAUAUGCCAUAUGUAUUCUCUCUGAAGAUUCCAAGCAAGUCAUAAUCUGUCGUUGGGAAACUAAUUUACACCCUCGAGUUAUAACAGAAAACACACUGCACCCUCUCGUUGAUAUAUUUGGUGACUAUGAUGGUAAACAGAAAAUAGAUCAUGGCUGGCUCACUGUUCAGACAUUAGUUCAAUUUAAAUUUACCAAUAAUCCUCAUAAAUUGAAGAGCAGUCUCUCCCGUAGACUGAUGAAUAUUAAAGUUACUCCUGUUAAAUUAUCUUUUGGUUCUGAGCCUCAUGUGGAAGAGUCUUCCUUGAAUAGUGAUACAGUUGAAGCAGAAGUGCCAUUCGGAGUAUUUGUUGAAGUAUCUACAUUAGACAACUGUCCUUCAAUGUGCAUUCCACACCCUCAGGAACAAUUCGGAAGGGAAUAUAAACCUAAUGAUGUGAUGCUAGUGAAUGUAUUUGCACCUGAACCUAAAGCCCUAGCAUAUCUCAUAGAUUUUUAUUCAUUCAGUUCUCGUGCAUCAACUGAAGAUCCACCUUGCCAUAUAGGUUAUACUUACGUAUUACCAAAUAUGUUCAAGGCCUCUGGGGGAGGUUUAGAGUUACCUGUGACAUGUAAUGUGAAGCAUAGACCACUGGGCACUGUAAAAUUUGAAUAUUUAAUUGUUUACCCUAUGGAAGAAAAGCUCAGUAACUUCCAGGUUUCUUAUGCAAAACAUUGGGAUCCUGCCUGGACUGGUCUAGAAGUGGGCCAUCGUGGACUUGGUGCAAGUUUUAAAACAAAAGAAGGAAAUUCUAUUCGUGAAAACACAAUAGCUUCCCUUAAGAAGGCAGCUGCAAGUGGUGCAGACUUGCUAGAAUUUGAUGUUCAGCUAAGUAAAGAUAUGAUACCAGUUAUUUAUCAUGAUUUUUAUGUAUGUAUGUCAAUGAAAAGAAAAAAGGAAGUUGAGUUUACUGAAAUGUUAGAAUUACCUGUGAAGGAUUUGACUUUGGAGCAACUUCAAAAGCUGAAGGUUUAUCAUUUAGUGGAGGGAAGAAAUCAUGAAAUAUUAUUUUACGACGAGGACUUGGAAGAGCAUCAGCCAUUUCCUACUUUAGAAGAUGUUCUUAAAAAUAUAGAUCUACAUGUUGGUUUUAACGUCGAACUGAAGUGGACUAUGGAAAUGGACGACGGUACCUUUGAACUGAACAAUCCUUUUGAUAUGAACACUUAUGUUGAUAAGGUAUUGGAAGUGGUUUUAAAAAAUGCAGGUCAGCGUCGUAUUGUGUUCUCAUGUUUCAAUCCUGAUAUUUGCACAAUGGUACGACAUAAGCAGAACAAAUAUCCCGUCAUGUUUCUAACAAUCGGAAUAACUAAAAAAUAUCAACCAUAUCGCGAUCCUAGAUGUUUGUCUAUACCAGCAGCUGUACAGAGUGCUGUAAGCAGUGAUAUCUUGGGAAUUGUCGUCCAUACCGAAGACUUGCUACGGGAUCCUACUCAGGUUAAGCUUGCUACAGACGCGGGUCUCGUUAUAUUUUGCUGGGGUGAUGACAACAACGAUAAGAACACCAUUAAAAAGCUCAAAGAAAUGGGCCUUCACGCUGUGAUAUACGAUAAACUGGACCAGUAUACAACUAAGGAAGUGAAGGAGAGCAUAUUCCUAGUGGAGGCGCGUGAGUCCCAACGAGAAAUAAUGCGAUUGGCUGCACUAGAAGACCUUCCUGCUACAGAGAGCACCUCUUCUGCUCAAUUAGAACUUGCCCCAGAGACUGCACCUAAACUAUAUCUUGAUCUCUCUGUUCGUAACAAAAUACAAGAGCGCUCCACUGUCACUUCUUUGGAAUCGCUUGCGUCUACGAUCGAUUUGAAAGACGAUCCUGUAGAUAAAACUUUGAAAAGAAACAGAGAAAUUACUCCAAAUAUGAUCAAGGAGUCCCAGGUGAAAGAACUCCAUACAUCUUUUAGAGGUCUUUUCCCGGCAGGAGACAUUUCAAAGGAAUUUCCUAAAAAGUCCCGUAAAAGUGAUUAAUCGAAAUGUUCGAAAACGGGAUUAUUAAAAAAAAUAGUAUUAAAUUCAGUAUAAUACAUUCUUUAAAAGAUUUUAUUUUUUGUAUAAUAUUUAAGUAUGUAACGAUUUUUAUUAAAAAUUCAUUAUAUAAGAAAUAUUUGGGAAGGAAAUUUUGAUUGAAAUAGAUAAUUAUAGAGACAAAAUAUCCGACGUGAUAUAUAUACUGUUUUAAGGAUUAAUUCACAGAAUAGGUACAUGCCUUCACGAAAAUGUAUACAGUGCUCUCUGAAUAUUAACACUACAUCUUUGGGAUCAAGACUAACUUAUUUGCAAUCUAACUUUUUGCAAAAUUGCAAACAAAUUCGUUGGCAAGCAUACAGGGAGUUUUAAUUAUUACAAUCAGUCUGUGAUAUUUAUAAUUUUAUUUUUUUAAUUUGCUUCUAUUACCACUUAGAUUGUACUUUAUUACCACUUGUAUUUUUUUCUUUAAAUUUAAUUACAGAAUUUUAUCAACUUAACAUAUGUUUUUUUUUUAUUCAUUAACAUAAUUAUAUUAAAAACCAUUUUUUUCUUUAUGACAUGU
This is a messenger RNA of Diatraea saccharalis (sugarcane borer), 3559 nucleotides long. NCBI's taxonomy places the organism in Eukaryota, Metazoa, Arthropoda, Insecta, Lepidoptera, Crambidae. The record is from the annotation of a GenBank genome assembly.